ACUGCAGAGGACAGGAAGGACCUGCACCGGGUGGUUUGAGCAGCAGAGGUGGUGAUUGGGACCACACUACCUCCCCUCAGAGACGUUUACACCUGCAGACUUUAGAGGAAGGCCAGAGGAACCAUCAGAGACCCCUCACACCCAGGACCUUCUCUGUUCUCCCGUCAGGUAGACGCUACACUGCAAAUGUGGCAGUGUUAUUUUUUUAGUGUUGGUGUAAAUUAACAGGGGUUACUAUUACUUUUACUCAGAAUUGAUUUAAAUUAACACCCCCUAGAGUCCGUUCCUGAUAGUGUAAGAGUGGAUAUCCGUUGUUAUGAGAAUCACUCUGAAUUUACACUCUGGCUCGUUCAAUUGGCCACACCCACCACUUGAACCUCUCGUCCUUGGCGGUGCAGCGGAACACAGUCACACCGUAUGAGGCACUCAGACUGCGUCAUCGAACUUUUUUCAUCCAAAUUUCUUCUUUCUACGGUAAGUUACGUUUCAGUUGGUAAAAUUGUUUCUUUUGGAUUGAUAUAGCCUUACCAAUGAGUCUGGAGCGAAUGGCAUUUGUAGGAAAAUAUCUUGAAAGGUUCGUUUUUGUGUUUUUUAGCUAGCUAACGUUAGCUUAGCUCGCUAGCCCUGGCCAACACUGCUCGACCAGGGUUUAGCUAAUAUUAGUUCCUCAAAUUAUUAAAAGUGUCAAUAAAGGAAAGGCUUUAUGAGUAAUGGUAAUAUUUUGAAAAGGUUGUACACUAUACAAGUAAGUUAUAGUAUGAUAACAUUACACAUGUGCAAGGCACAUUGUAGCCACAUUUCCUUCGCGCCUGCUCGGCACAGUACGUCUUCUCGCCUGAGGUUCCAAGCGAGAUGAAGCGGCGACAGCAACGUAGCUUUCUGCUGUAGUCACGGCUUUUUAUUGUAAGAGAACGAAUAUGGAGAGCAGAAAACUUUCACACAAGUGACUUUAAGGGUCUUUCAGUCGCCGUGCUAUAUUACGGCUCCACUCACGAUGCGGUUAUAUGGAAAUACAACUAAACUGAGAUGAGCUGAGUCAGCUAAAGGAGCGUCGAGCCGGACCGCGCCGAGUAGGCACUUCGGAAAAGUGGCUUGUGUUUGGUAGUGUUGGGUUAAAUGUGUGGUGAUGUACAGUGUUUCCUGUUAACGUUAAUUAACGAGACAGGGGCGUUUGAGUCUCUCAUGGAGACAAAAUGUUUUGUUAUUUCUUUCAGCAUUUCACCUUCCCUCAUCUCUGUCAUUGUCAUGUACAGCUAAAUGUUAAAUUUGUGCGGUAGUUGCAGUAAUUAGCCCUCCCCCCACCUCCAAAUGUGUGUAAAAGUAAAAAAUUAGGAAUAAUAAUAAGUUAUGCCAUUCUUGUCUUUGAAGCGACAUGCUGGUCCCUGUAGAAUAUAAAGGAGUCAGCAAAUGGGUCAGGGUACCACAGGCAGAGGACGAGUACAAUUACUCCCAGUUUUUGCAAGCAGUGCUGGCAAAAUUCAAUUUGCCAGGUUCUGCUUCCUUGAGCCUGAAGGAUUCCUCAAACGUUGAAGUGGAUUCGGACAUAUUUGAUGAACUCUUGAAAUCAUCUGGGGUGUCUUUCAAGGCCGAAGACUGUGAUGGUAGCACUGCUGAGGAGGAGUUCUCCGAGGGCUCGUCUGUAUCAGACUGGUCACCAUCACCUGCAUCCCAAGGGUCAUCAUCAGGUUCUGACUCAACGCUGAUACUGGAUUCUACCAAAGCUCGGAAAAGACAGCUGAUUGAAGGACCACUGGAUAGCAACGUUGCAAGAGAUAAUGUCAGAGUCGCUCUGUAUUCAAAGCCUGGUGGAAACGAAAUAUUCAAAGAGUACGAGAAAACAAGCACCAUCAGUGAUGUUACAAGAAGAAAGAUGGUAAACAUUCUCGUGGCAGAUAUGGUGGAGAGCCAUGGGAGGGUUCCUCCAAUGAAUGUGCGGAUCCUCUACGCACUAGGGAUUAUAACACUGUUCCCUAAAUUGAAGGACCCAGAUUCCAAGAAUGGCUAUGAACAUUUCUAUGAUCACCAGAGUGGUUCUGGCUACCUAGCAUGGAGGCUGAAAACUGUUCAGCGGAACUCUGCUCAGGACAGCAAGAAAUCCAGGACCACUUUCCAAGAGGGCCCCAAGAGUCCACGCAGUAUCCGUUCAGAUGAGAAGCAGUUGACUGGUGAUGAAUGCAGGGAAGCCAUAUCGGCGAUGAAACACUCAAGUGAUACGACCCUUGUCAAAAAUAAGAUGAAGGCAACAUUCCAGCACAGGCAAAAGGUGGUUCAAGACCUGGUUACUGCCUCUACUGUCCUGGAUCUCUUUCCUAGAUUCUUGGAUACACCUGGCUUGAUCGACCAAGACUUCACAAUGAUCUUCGGUGAGGAGGUGUCUGGUAAAUUCCUUUCCAAGUGGCCAACAUUUUUCAAACCGAGGGUCAUCGCAGAUUGCUGCAAGAAUCUAACUCCGAGUCCGCGUGUGGAUGAGCUACUUGUGUCUGCACAACAGGAGUCUGAUGAUGGUGUGUGGCAUUCUGAAGAGUGGGACUCUGAGACGGCCGCCAUCCUUCUGCUCCUUCACCUCUUGCCUCCAACAGUUAAAGGCAAGAAGACCAGCAAGAUGAGUGCAUCGGAUGCUGCUGGACGCCUGAUCAAGUUCAUGAAGGUGGGGUCAAGCAUGGAGACCUUCCUUAAGGAAACUGGCCCCAAACAGCCCUUUCUUCUCGGUGUUGGGGAAAGACGCAAAAGCAUCCAGGAUUUCUACAUCAUCCUGGACCAGAAGGCCAUUCCCUGCAGGAUGCAGACCCCAGUUGCUGCCUUUGAUGAGCUCUUCAAGGCACAUUAUGUUUUUGCUGUGUCGUAUGAUGAUGCGCUGUCCAGCUUCUUCAUCUUCAUCCAGACCACCGUGUAUGGCAUCGACGUCGGCAAAGUGAAAGAGAGUCCUCGGGUAAAAGAAAUCAGAGCGAGGCUUCUUCACUGUGAAGUCUGAAGACUGAUUUUGACCACAAAUGUACACAUGUUACAUUUGCAAGGUACACCACACCAAUUGUUCAAUGUUAUUUAGACAUUUGAAGUUUGAACAUGGAUUGUAUCCCGGAAGGUCUAUGCGCUUGAACUGUGGAGAGCCUGGUUGUUCAUUUGUUUUUUGUACAUAUUCUGGUUACCAACGUCACCUAUCUAGAGCACAUAAGGACUGUCUUGAUCCAAAUCCUGUUAGCAGCAGUUUUGAAUUUGAGCCUGUUGCUGGGCCUUCCACACCAGUGAAUGUGGAUCCUCCUGUGAGGGUCACUGCACAUGUUCCAAUUGAAAAGAAGAAUAUACUGGACUUGUGCAGCUCUGUUAUUGCUCAGGUUCAAGCCUCAGGUGUUCCAGACAGUACUGUGCAGUGUCUAGUCGGCUCGAUGGAGGAACUGGUUAAUGACAUUCAGGCUCACGCAAAGGAAGCAGUUGUUAAUUGUUUGUCUUCUGAUGCAUCUAAAGAAACUUUGGAGAGAGUUGAGGGUUGCUUUGAUCAGCUCGAAAACCCAUUUUCAUGUCUUAACACAGAAUCUAAAAGGAAGAGGCAUUUUGAAGAGAAAUGGAAUAUAGUAGAACCUGUAGAACAUGUUCUGGGUGUCCGUUUUGAUGUAAGAAGAGACAGAAAAACAGGCACGUAUAGGCAAGUUCCAGUCAAUGAUAAGUUUAUGUAUGUACCUAUCCGGGGGUCUCUCUCAUCUAUGUUUAGUAACAGUGAACUCUGUAACAGCUUCCAAGAAGUAAAACUACACCAGGAGGGAUUUUACAGAGAUAUAAGUGAUGGGUCCUACUUUAAAAAUCAUAGUUUAUUUUCUCAGCAAGAACUUGCUCUUCAGAUCCAGCUCUACUAUGAUGACUUUGAAACUGCCAAUCCAUUGGGCUCAAAAAAGGGAGUACACAAACUUGGAUGUGUUUAUUUUAUUUUGAGAAAUUUAUCACCAAAACUCAAUUCUGUGUUAAUGAAUAUCCAUCUUGUCGCUCUCUUUCAUUCAGAGGAUCUUAAGACAUAUGGGUUUGAGCCAAUUCUGAAGCCACUUAUUGACGAUCUUAAGAUUUUGGAGACUGAAGGAAUACAGUUGCCCUUUUCAGCUACACCUGUGAAGGGUUCAAUCAUUCAGGUUACAGGAGACAAUUUAGCUCUCCAUGCACUUUUAGGUUUUGUUGAAUCAUUCAGUGCAACGUACUGUUGUAGAUUAUGUUUAACUGAUAAAAGUGAUUAUCAGUCAGUUUUCAGUGAAGAUCACCCAGGUUUAAUUCUACGUUCAAAAGACCUUCAUGUUGAACACGUUCGUGCCAUCCAAGAAAAUCCUGCUUUGAAAUCAACAUUUGGUGUCAAACGAGACUGUCCACUAAAUUCCCUCCAGUUUUUCCAUUCAGCAAACAAUUACGCUGUAGACAUAAUGCAUGACCUGCUAGAAGGAGUGGUGCAAUAUGAGUUAAAGCUUGUUUUUCAGUAUUUGAUCAAGAAUUCAAUAUCCCUGAGUUCAUUGUCUGAAAGAAUUGCUAGCUUUAACUAUGGAUACACACAGAGAAAGAACAGGCCAGGUGGGCUUAAGCUGGAUGACAACAGCAAAGAUCUCGGACUUAAUGCUAUCCAGUCUUGGUGCCUCCUACGCAAUGCCCCGCUGUUAUUUGGAGAUUUAGUUAACAGAGAGGAUACCUGUUGGCAGUUGUUACUCCUUUUAAUUCAAAUUGUAAACAUUGUGUUUUCACCAACUAUAACUCAUGGUAUGACUUGUUAUUUGAAACAUUUAAUUUUUGAUCAUCACAAGCUUUUUAAAUCCAUCUUCCCAGAGCACAAUUUGAUUCCAAAACAUCACCAUAUGAUCCACUACCCAAGCUGUAUUAGAAGAAUUGGACCACUCAUACACAUUUGGUGCAUGCGAUUUGAAGGAAAACAUAAUUUCUUCAAGAAAUGUGUUAAAAACUUCAAAAAUAUUGCUAAGACUCUGGCUAAGAAACAUCAGUCUCAGUUAGCAUUUCAUUUUGAGAACUUUUGUUUCCAAAGAUUACAGUUUGGUCCGAUUUCUGAAGUCCUGGUCAGCAGUAUAGAGGGUGGAGAGGUGCUGAAUGAAGCUUUUGAUGUGUCGUCAGUUUCUACCACUUCCUGGGUCAACAACUAUGGCACAGAGUAUCAGGUUGGGAUGUAUGUGGUUACUGGAGUUGAAAAUGAGAUGCCUUUGUUCAACAGGAUUGACAAUAUAAUUGUUAAAGACAACAAUGCCUAUCUUUUGAUUUGUAAAGUCUCGAAUAUUUUUUUUGAUGUUCAUUUAAAUGCAUUUGGUAUUGAGGAGAAAAAUGAGGUUUUCACAGUGAUCUGUGUAAAUGACCUGGUAUAUUACAGACCUUGUGAUAGGCAGUUUUCAUAUGACACCGAUGACCAAGUGUACCUUGUUCCAUACUGUAACUAUAUGUGAAUCCAUGCAGACUGUUAAUUGUUACUGUGGUGUGGUGGCCAUUUAAUAAGACUAUUUUUGUAAAGAAGUUUUUGUCUUGUUUAUUUUUUGUGAUAGGUUUGGCAGGUGGUUGUGGUGGUUAUGGGUGGGUGGGUUUAUUGGUAGUCAAAUUUUACACCCAUUGGUCUGAAUCCAUUGGUAGUCAGUGUAGCAUUUUCAACCACAGUCACUGUAACAUUUUCUUGAAAUUACACUAGUAUAGAGUACUAUUGAGUUAGUAUAGUGGCCAGUAGUAUAGUGUUAAUUUUGAACUCCUUACAGUGUUGAAAUAACUAUAGCUAAGAGUGGAAACAUUAACACUGACACUACACAUGUGUUAGCCAGUGUUAAUUUUGAACUCCCUACAGUGUUGGAAUUACUAGAGCUAAGUGUAAAAAAACACACUGACACUAGUGUAGAGUACUACUGACACUUCACAAGUGUUGGCCAGUGUUAAUUUUGAACUCCCUACAGUGUUGAAAUAACUAUAGCUGAGUGUAAAAACAUUAACACUAGUGUAAAUGUUAAAUUAACACU
Acanthochromis polyacanthus (spiny chromis) is the source of this 5969-nucleotide messenger RNA. RefSeq lists its product as uncharacterized. The transcript is spliced from 9 exons. The coding region runs from base 1373 to 2971 and encodes 532 amino acids. NCBI's taxonomy places the organism in Eukaryota, Metazoa, Chordata, Actinopteri, Pomacentridae. The record is from RefSeq and is a predicted model, not a curated record.